Molecule: messenger RNA, 2572 nt
Organism: Wyeomyia smithii (pitcher-plant mosquito)
Lineage: Eukaryota; Metazoa; Arthropoda; Insecta; Diptera; Culicidae
Product: homeobox protein vnd-like
Exons: 3
Coding region: 716-2050 (444 amino acids)
Biological process (GO): regulation of transcription by RNA polymerase II; cell differentiation
Cellular component (GO): nucleus
Molecular function (GO): DNA-binding transcription factor activity, RNA polymerase II-specific; RNA polymerase II cis-regulatory region sequence-specific DNA binding
Source: RefSeq, a predicted model, not a curated record
AAAUUGUGUGGCGAUGAGAGCACUCGUCUCGUCAUACAUUCUCGUCAUAAAUACAGCGGCGACUGGCUGGCUAGCUCGGAUGGAGGGUGAGCUUUUUCUGCUGCAAACCGUUGUUGAGCAUUAUGUUGAGCAUCGGUGCUAACGAGUGCACUAGCUAGAGCGAGAUGCAACUACACGCUGGUUGAGAAAAAGGAUGCAGGCACAAGAACUCAGCUCUCGUCGAGUCGAGUGGUUCGAGGCUCGGUGGAGUGCCCACUUACCUUCAAGUGAAAACAUAAUUUAGUUACAGUCAAGAACUAGCUAUCAUCGGUUGAAGAGUUUGAAUAUGCGCUUAGUGUUCGAUAAUAAUAACAACAUUAUUGUUUGAUUUGGUCUUCUUGCGCGCUUGGUUUUAGUAAAGUGCAUUUGCUCUUGUGAAAGUGUGUUGUGUAACAAGAUUGAUUACAUUAAGAUUUUAGGAAAAACAUCAGGUGAUCGUGAAAAAUAAAAUUUCGCAAAUUUCCUGUUCUGCCGCUUUCGUGAAAAUCGUUUCAAAGUGGCCGCUGAAAAGAAGGAUGCUGGCGGCGGUUCUCGCGCCAGUCCUGAACAGCAUAAAACACCUUCCUCACGUAGAACUUCGGUUUCAACACCACCUCCGACGAGUCGACAGCGGCAGCUUUCACCCGCACCAGCUAGCGGAGGCAACGCCGGCCAGAAUACGCUCCUCGCGGACGCAAUGACUCCGACGGUUGCUCCGGCGGCCAACACACCUCCGAUGCUGAACUGGGCACCUAUUUUAUUUCCUUCCGCGUGGAAUCCAGCCCUACUUCCGGCCUUCUAUCCGGCGGCUCUCCGAUCUCUGCCCGGAUUCCUCGACAAUAUGAAACUCCCACGCACCCAGCGGACAACCACCGCCAACAGUGGGUCUGGCUUUCACAUCAGUGACAUUCUUGGCCACAAGGACAAGAAACAGUCUCGGCUAGCGGCGGAUGACGAGAAUACCAGCGACGAAGGUCACCACCUCAGCAACCGCAGCACGGCAACCGUGGAUACGGACAGCAACCAGGGUAACAUAACACCGGCCAACAGUGACGACGACAGUCACAGCAGUCACGGCCAACCGCCGCAGUUGGCUCGGUCCGGGGAUACGAAAACGGAACUGCUCUCUUCUCCGGAACUACCGGACGGCGGAAAGCUACGGAUACGGUCCAAUCUGGCGGAGGACCUGCAUGCCCGGUUUACGGCUCUACCGGGGUACGCUCAUCAUCACCAUCACCAUCAACACCACCCGCAUCAUCCACUGUUUCCGGCCGCUGCCAGCCCCUGGCUGUACGAGACGUGCAGUAACCUUAAUGCAUCGCACCAACAACAACAGCAACAACAGCGGCUUGCUCAGCAGAUCAGCCCGGACAGUACCUCACCAGUUCACUCGGAACAAUCUUACCAAGGACUGCCCGGGUCCGGCGGAAGUGGUGGAAUCAAUGAUCAGUGCCCGCGGACGCCAAGUCCGACCGAUAGCGAGCGGCAACACUUGAACACCGAUGGUAACACGGAACAUUCGGACGAUGUGGACAUCGAAGAAGGCUGCGAUGAUGAAAUCAAUAUGAUCGAAGAUAACGACGACAAUCCAUCGGAUCGACUGACCAAUGGAAUCGGUCACAAAAAACGCAAACGACGGGUUCUGUUCUCCAAAGCUCAAACCUACGAGCUGGAGCGUCGGUUUCGGCAGCAGCGUUAUCUGUCCGCUCCCGAUCGUGAACAUCUCGCGUCAAUGAUCCGACUAACACCGACGCAGGUCAAAAUCUGGUUCCAGAACCAUCGCUAUAAGACAAAACGAGCCGCACACGAGAAAGGCUCGAUGGAUCCGGGAGCGCAUCAAGGUGGUGGUCUUCCCUCACCUCGCCGGGUCGCCGUUCCGGUGUUGGUUCGUGAUGGAAAACCAUGUCUUGGCGGCAGCAAACAGCAUGACAUGAUGGCGGCUGCCGUCCAGGCAGCACAUCUACAGCUACCACCGGGUUUCCAGCAUGCCAGCCUUCUACAUCAUGCGGCGGCAGCUAGAUGGUGGCCCUGAGCAAAAAUUCUCGAAUCUCCACUCGGUUCCAGUUGUACAUAAAGAAUCCACCGCUGCUAGACGCUUCACUUGUUUCAUGCGUAAAAUAGUUCCAUUCGCCGUUGUAUUCUUCGUAUAGCCAGUCAGCGGUGUCCUUAGUGUUGUGAAUGUAAAUCAAAAUCGCAGAUUUUAGCAAAUUUAUCCAGAAGGCAGGUUCUAGGUCAAGAAGUAAGAGUCUAUUUAAUUAUAUUUAGUUAAUUUAUAAGAUUUUCCGCCGCCAUUGAAUGAUUGUUCCGGACUUGAAAUCACGGUAAAUCCCUAUAAUUCUAUUAUUAUUGGUUUCCGCAAAAUGUUACCUGUAGUACAGAAACUAUUUCAAAUGUUGACUAAAAGUUUCAAAACUACUACCGUCGUUGUAAACAGUUGCACAGUUCAAAACAAGUAGAUACCACAGUUCCACCCGGAAAAGCUGGAUCAAUCCAUAUUCCCAUGCAUAUUCAAGUAUGUGAUACAAUGUACGGAAAUCAUAAAUAAAACUUUUCA